Lachancea fermentati is the source of this 456-nucleotide messenger RNA. The record is from the annotation of a GenBank genome assembly. NCBI's taxonomy places the organism in Eukaryota, Fungi, Ascomycota, Saccharomycetes, Saccharomycetales, Saccharomycetaceae.
AUGACAACAGAAAGUGUUGCCGACAAGGUAGAAUGCGGCAGCCAAGAUAAUUCCCCCAGUGCUGAUAUAUUCAAGGUCCCAGAUAGCGUCCUUGUGAUGAAGAGUGGAAUUCCUAGCCCUGUUGGAAAAGAAAGUAAACAGAACGAAGCUUCAACGGUGAAUAAGAACUAUGAAGAAGGCUCCGAUUAUGUGAGAAAGAGAGUUAGAUACUUCGGUAAAAUUUCUGUUUUAUGGAAUGUAAUUCCCAGCAAGAAAAGUAGGUUCUGGCUUUACUUCGAAUUGGUUAUUAUUUUCGCAUUCAUUGCGCAAAUUACUGCGUCAACUUUGUAUGUACAAUGGAUUCACCCAAAAGUUAUGGAAUUACGACUUCGCAAGGACGGCGUGAUGUAUUCUUCAAGGAUGAUACCAGAUGACUACGUGGAUUAUGAAUUCUUCGUCAAAUACUUACCCACAUGA